This is a messenger RNA of Canis lupus familiaris (dog), 2834 nucleotides long. Its product is annotated as lymphocyte antigen 6K-like. NCBI's taxonomy places the organism in Eukaryota, Metazoa, Chordata, Mammalia, Carnivora, Canidae. Gene Ontology annotation, biological process: binding of sperm to zona pellucida. The coding region runs from base 1628 to 2728 and encodes 366 amino acids. The transcript is spliced from 11 exons. Gene Ontology annotation, cellular component: acrosomal vesicle. The record is from RefSeq and is a predicted model, not a curated record.
GAAUGGCCUUCAGGGCACAGGCGCGAGGGUGGCGGGCCGGGCCCUGGCUGGCCCUGAGCAGGGCACGCGCACUGGGCACCCGAGCCGCUCCGGCCCCCAGGGCGGUGCUGCCCUUCGAAGCCGUGCCCCGCUGUCCCGGCAACAAGUGGAUGCGGGUGCUGCAGAUCUGGAGGCAGCAGGGCUCUGAGAGCCUCCACCUGGAGAUGCACCGCACCUUCCAGGAGCUGGGGCCCAUUUUCAGGCCCAGGCACCGCGGGAAAUGAUGAUCCUCCUUGCUUUGCUCCUGCUCGUGGACCUGCUGAGGGUGGAGACAAAUGUCACCGUGUCAGGAACACAGGCACCCCGUGGUCCCCGCGGUGUCCCCUCACACUGUCUUCCUGGGAGCCAUCGGGGGAGCCAAGCCCACCUGGUCCUUCUGGGACCCUCCAGCGUUGUCUCGGAGGACUGGCACCGCCGCGAGAGGUUGACCGGCUCUCUCCUGGGAGUGGGCCUGCUGAGGUGUCAUGUUUGUGAGAAGGAGCAUAGUUUCAAAUGCCAGAAUCCAACAGAAUGUCCGGAGGGAAUACACUUGUGUGCCUCUAUUGCCCUGAGAAUGUUUGCCCGAUACUACUAUGUGUCGAAGCAGUGUGUUCGUUAUUGCCCAAUGAGUUCAUCGAAUCCUGCCAAAGAAAGGUCAUUCGUUCUUCUGAAGCCCACACCGUUCCUCUACGUGAGAUGCUGCGUGAGGGCCUUGUGUAAUACUGACUCUCCAGAGCUCAAUGAGACCGAAGCAAAUUAUUACAGAGAAAGCAGGAGCGCAAGCAACGUGAGGAGCAGCAGUGCCUGGCUGGUGCCCCUCCUCAUGCUGUCCCCGGGGCUCGUGGGCCUCAGGUUGCCGUGACCCACAGAGCAUGGCUCGGGCCCACCUUCUGCAGGUGGCACAGAUGACGUGGACUCGCUGCUCAUGCUUGGAACCUGUGGCAUUAAACUUGUUUUCCGCCCACUGACUCACCGUCUGCCUCUGAGGGGCCUUAGGACGGGAGGCGGGGCCCACACCCAGUUGGCCAGAGCCCACAGCCUGCCUUGGGCCCCCAUGCCCCGGCUCCGGCCCCAGGACCAAAAGCGCUCAUUGGUGGGACGAGCCAGCUUAAGGUUAGUGUCGGGGUCUCCUGCACCCAGCCUGAGGCCAGGGGGAGAGCAGUCCAAGAAGGCCUGUGGGUCGAUGGGAUGACGCGCUCCGCUCCUUCCUGCCCUGGUCCUCGUAGAGGGAGAGGAAAGUAGCCCAGGCCCCUGUCAUCUCUUGAAAAGAUAAGGACCCAUCCAUCUUGCUCCUUCCCCCACCCGGGAGGGGGCGAGGGCCCUACCCUGGCCAAGCCACCUGGGCCCCCGGGCCACACCCCGCACCUGCUCUCAACGCCCGGCCACCAGCAGGCCUUGCGCAAGUGGGAGUGAGGCGCCCAUCCAUCUCUUUCGGCCUCCUCCUCCUCCUCCUCCUCCUCCUCCUCCUCCUCCGCCGGCCCUGACCCCUGAGCCGGGUUUCCUGGCCUCGUCCAGGGACAGCUUCUCCCAUGACGCGAUCGAGUCGUCGCUCCAGGCCUCAGGGCGAGAUAAAAGGACUGUGCUGACAGGGGACGGAGGGAGCAUCGGAAUGGCCUUCAGGGCACAGGCGCGAGGGUGGCGGGCCGGGCCCUGGCUGGCCUUGAGCAGGGCACCCACACUGGGCACCCGAGCCGCUCCGGCCCCCAGGGCGGUGCUGCCCUUCGAAGCCGUGCCCCGCUGUCCCGGCAACAAGUGGAUGCGGGUGCUGCAGAUCUGGAGGCAGCAGGGCUCUGAGAGCCUCCACCUGGAGAUGCACCGCACCUUCCAGGAGCUGGGGCCUAUUUUCAGGGCUCCCCGGACGGUGACCCGAGAGGCAGAGGGCAGACGGCCGAGGGCGGACGGCCGAGAGGGAGAGGCUUCCCCGGUUAGACGGCGUAGGAGCCCGAGCUCGAGCCCCGUCCACGGCCCAGGAGGACGGAGAGGCCAACGGGAGCCAGGCCAGUGGCUCUGCACGGGGAGCCCCAGGGAGGCCCCGGCCCCCCAGCAGGGCUCUGAGGUCUCUGUUCCUCAGGCCCAGGCACCGCGGGAAAUGAUGAUCCUCCUUGCUUUGCUCCUGCUCGUGGACCUGCUGAGGGUGGAGACAAAUGUCACCGUGUCAGGAACACAGGCACCCCGUGGUCCCCGCGGUGUCCCCUCACACUGUCUUCCUGGGAGCCAUCGGGGGAGCCAAGCCCACCUGGUCCUUCUGGGACCCUCCAGCGUUGUCUCGGAGGACUGGCACCGCCGCGAGAGGUUGACCGGCUCUCUCCUGGGAGUGGGCCUGCUGAGGUGUCAUGUUUGUGAGAAGGAGCAUAGUUUCAAAUGCCAGAAUCCAACAGAAUGUCCGGAGGGAAUACACUUGUGUGCCUCUAUUGCCCUGAGAAUGUUUGCCCGAUACUACUACGUGUCGAAGCAGUGUGUUCGUUAUUGCCCAAUGAGUUCAUCGAAUCCUGCCAAAGAAAGGUCAUUCGUUCUUCUGAAGCCCACACCGUUCCUCUACGUGAGAUGCUGCGUGAGGGCCUUGUGUAAUACUGACUCUCCAGAGCUCAAUGAGACCGAAGCAAAUUAUUACAGAGAAAGCAGGAGCGCAAGCAACGUGAGGAGCAGCAGUGCCUGGCUGGUGCCCCUCCUCAUGCUGUCCCCGGGGCUCGCGGGCCUCAGGUUGCCGUGACCCACAGAGCAUGGCUCGGGCCCACCUUCUGCAGGUGGCACAGAUGACGUGGACUCGCUGCUCAUGCUUGGAACCUGUGGCAUUAAACUUGUUUUCCGCCCACUGA